UCACUACAGUAAAUAUUUAUAACCUCAAAAAGUUACUUAUAGGAACAAGAAAACAAAAACAAGAAGUGAAAUUGCUACAUGGAAAAAUGUUGUUGUAAAACGGACCUUUUCGUUUACAUCGUCAGAGUUAAUGUACAUAUCGUAAGAAAAUAAUACAAAAUGCGUCGAAAUAAGCGGCUAAGUAUAAAAAAGGAGAAGGAGGACGCUAAAACUCGGGCAUCUGCUAACAAGGAGCAAGAUUUGGCUUACUACGUCCAUGACAGAGUCGAGUUGAUGAGACAAGUGUUUAGUACGUUGUCGGCUAAAGAAAUCAAAGCUAUGGCCCCCGAGUGCAUCAGGAAACUCAGCAAUGAUGAGAUAGAAGAGCUAUGUUUGGAUGAGUUACUAGGCAUCAGCUCAAAGCGAGUGUGUGCCAUCAUCGACGGAGCGGAGCCCCCGUCCGACACCAGUUCCAGCGAGUCAGACUCAAGUAAGAGCAGCAAGACGGAGCCAGAGGUCCUGGAGACCAUCUCCUUGGACAGUGAGACGGAUGCCAGCAGCAGUCGGGCGUCUAAAAAGCGCCACAAGAAGAAACACCACAAGAAGGCCAAGUCCACAGCCCCCGCCCCCGCAGCCCCCGCGGCCCCCGCGCGCCCCGCGGACACCGUGCUAGAGUUACUGGAGCUGCAGGCGAGGGCGCGCGCACUGCGGGCUCAUCUCAGUCAUAGUGCUGAAGCACCAGCAGCGUCUCCAGAGUCCUCGGACGAGGUGGUGGUGAAGGAGGAGGCGCCCCCCGUGCUGGAGAUCAGCUCCGAUGAGGACACCAAGCCGAAGGUGGAACAGGAGACGGUGGAGAAACCACCGGACCCUCCACCGCCGCCGCCACAGCCCGCCGCCGCUGUAGCUACCGGGCACAAGAAAAAAAAGAAAAAGAAACAAAAGACCAAAGAGGUUGAAGUUCCGCCUGCCGUAGAACCACAGACUAAUACUGUGACCACAGAUAAUGAUGAUGUUGUUGUCAUUGAUGAAGAUGAUGCAGAAGAAACUGGUGCUGUAGCUGAAAAACUACCAGAAAAACCCACAGAAGUAGAGAAAGAAAAACAUACGGAAGUAGACACAGAAAGUGAACCAGAUUAUAGAAUAACUGUUCCACAGAAUAUACCCGCUGCAAGAAAGAUCAGUAUGAACAAAAACAAUGUCGUAAUAUCAGUACCUAAUGUCAAAGGCAAUGAUGCUAGAGUCGCCAGUAUCGUCAAGAAUGUAAAGAAAUUGAAUUCGUCUGUUACUAAAGUCAAGAAGACUCCAAAACUACACUCUAAAGUCGUCAUACCUGCAGAUAAACAUGAAGAUAAGAAUACUUCCAAAUUAAAUACAGAUAAUUUAAAUGACAAAGCAGAAAAAAUAAACAAUGGAAGAGAAAAAGAGAAUGCAGAAAAAACUACAAAGAAAACUAAGGACAAAAAUAAAGACAAAACUCGGAAGGAAUCUACGCAAAAGACUUCUUGCCAAGGCGGUAGUGGCGACCAAGAAGAUAACUAUGAAAUAACACUUCAACUGUCCGAUAGUGAGAAAAUGGAUCUUCUAGAAGAUCUAGAUCAUAAAAAUCUAGAUAAAGUUUCGAGCUCCAGUGAAGAUAGUAGUCCUGAUAGUGAUACUAGCGAUAGCGAGGCGUCUAGCUCAGACACCAGUAAAGAAGAUGUUCCAAAUGAAGACGAAACUGUAGUUAAUACACAGCCCUUCCGAAGUGAAGCUCCCAGCAAGGUAGUAAUCCUUAAUGUUGAGGUUAUUAAACCACGUGAUCCAGAGAAAGAUCACGUAUUGCCAAUUGAAUCCAAUGGUGAAGAAAUAAGAAGCGAGACUGUUGCUGAAACAUGUGUUCCUGAGGUGCCAAAGGAAAGUACAAUAAACAAAUCGAGAACUGAAUCUCAAAUUACACCAGAAUUACUGAAAGAAUAUUCAGAUAAAGUGAAAGAGAAUAAUAUAAGUUCAGAUAAAUCAAUUGUGGUAGCAUCUAUAGAUGAUAUACCAGUAGUUCAUGAAGAAUUUGGGCCAAAAUCUUUUGAAGAUACCGUAGCACCAGCCAUAGUUGAUAAUAAAGCAAAUAAAACUGAAAUGGAAGAUUCCGUCACAAUGCCAACGGACAGAAAUUUAGAAGAAAUAAAAACAAACAGCACUAAUAAUGGGUUGUCAACAACAGCAGUGAGCAUUGCUCAAGAUGUAAAUAAUAUUGAAAAGGUAUCUGAAAUAGAAGAACCAAGUGAAAAACACACUGAACUGAGAGACAAUGACAGCAAUUUUGAAGACAAAGAAAAACUGACGACGGAAGAAGGAGAAUUACAAGACCAAUCUGAUUCGGAGGUAGAAGCUUUCGAGGUGCAAACAGAAAUAGUUUGCAUAUCUGACGAAGACGAAGCACCAGUCAAAAACGUAAAACAGAAAAAGAUUAAAAAGAACAAAAAAGAAAAGAAGGCUAAGAAACAGAAGAAAGAAAAUUUUCGUGAAGUUGCCGACCAAAACUUUUACACCCAAAAAGACGAUGAACCAGAAACAAAUAAACCUCCCAUGACAGAUAAUACGGACGAUAAAAGCCCCACUAUUUCUAAAGUUACUCAAGAACAUAUUGUUUUUAAUCCUGAAAGCCCUGUCGAUAUCGACGCAUAUGAUGACGAUGAUGUUUAUGAAAUUCUAGAACUAUCCGACGAUUCGUCGUGCUACGAAGUAGACGGUGUCUCGGUUCUAUCUAAGGAGCCAACGUCUGAAGAAAUAGAAGCGUUAAGUGCCAAAAUAGACCAAAUAGAAAGAGUGGACAUAGUCAGUGGCGAGCGAAUAGAAGAAGUUGAAACGUCAAAACCUGUAAAUGAAGAAGAAACAAGAACAGAAACUAUAGAAAAUAUUUCAUGGAAAGACCGGUAUUUAGACAGCACAAAGGUUAAAAAAGUGUUGACAACUGCGAAUAUUCUGAAUGCCAUGCGCAAGAAGAAUAAGGAAUUAAAAAAGAAACUGAUUGAGUCAAAGAAGAUAGAGGAAGAAGCUCCACAGGAAAUAGUAGAAACUCCAGUCGAAGAACCUGUUCAGUUAAAUGUUGAGGAAGGUUCCAUAGAGCACUUUAACCUUCUAGAAGGUUCUACUAAAUAUGUAGACCCCGUGAAAGAGCCAGUAGUAGAAAAAGUCACUGAAACUGAUCCAGAAACCACAACAGUUGAGGAUAAACCACAAGAGGUUCUAACGAAAGAAAUGAAAAAAGACGCUAAACAGUUGCUCAAAAUGUACAAGCGGCUUCUUAAAUAUAACGAUAUGCAUAAAGAAAAAGAUCCGAAUAAGAAAAAGAAAACUAAAAAACAAAAGAAGAAGAAAGAUGGCGACCCUGUUACCAGUGUUGCUUCAAUAGAAAAUGUACCAAUGGUCGAGAAAUGAGUAUUUAUUUGUUUAAAAAUACAUAAGUAUAAUGUAGCAUAAGUACUGUAUAAUUAUUAAUCACAAAGGUGGUUUGUCUGAUGAUUAUGAUAAUAAAGAAAUAUAACAAUG
Molecule: messenger RNA, 3504 nt
Organism: Plutella xylostella (diamondback moth)
Lineage: Eukaryota; Metazoa; Arthropoda; Insecta; Lepidoptera; Plutellidae
Biological process (GO): regulation of apoptotic process
Source: RefSeq, a predicted model, not a curated record